Volvox carteri f. nagariensis is the source of this 825-nucleotide messenger RNA. RefSeq lists its product as uncharacterized. Gene Ontology annotation, biological process: DNA repair; proteasome-mediated ubiquitin-dependent protein catabolic process; protein polyubiquitination. The record is from RefSeq and is a predicted model, not a curated record. Bases 267 to 752 code for a protein of 161 amino acids. NCBI's taxonomy places the organism in Eukaryota, Viridiplantae, Chlorophyta, Chlorophyceae, Chlamydomonadales, Volvocaceae. Gene Ontology annotation, molecular function: ubiquitin conjugating enzyme activity. The transcript has 4 exons.
AGUUUGCAAGGAGUGUACAGUUCACGUUGGUUCUGAUAUAGGAAUUUAAUUCACCGGUGCUCCAAAUUUACGGAGUUUGACGAUUACGGGGUUGGCCGUCCUCCUGACAGGCCAGCCCCGGCCUAUCCAUUAUAAAUUAGUUCCAUCUUUGUAGGAGACACCUGCAGUGCAAAUUGCUUGUGACGAGGCAGUUCGUGGCCGCAGAAAGCGGCAGCACACAGUACAGGUUCUGAAGCGAUUAGCUGCUAACCAGCCGCUCAGCAAUCAUGAGCACACCUGCUCGAAAACGCUUAAUGAGGGACUUCCGCCGGUUGAGCUCGGAUCCUCCUCAAGGCGUGAAUGGGAGCCCUAAUCCGGACAAUAUAAUGCUCUGGAACUGCGUAAUCUUUGGUCCUGAGGAUACGCCAUGGGACGGUGGCACGUUCAAAUUGACGAUGGAGUUUUCGGAGGAAUACCCAAACAAGGCACCCACCGUAAAGUUCAAGUCCAAACUAUUCCAUCCGAACGUUUAUGCGGAUGGGAGCAUUUGCCUGGACAUCCUCCAGAACCAAUGGAGUCCAAUUUACGAUGUGGCUGCUAUCUUGACAUCUAUCCAGAGCCUUCUGUCCGACCCCAACCCCAAUUCGCCUGCGAACGGAGAGGCGGCGCGUCUGUACAACGAAAACAGGCGCGAGUACAACCGUCGAGUACGGGAGGUGGUGGAGGCGUCCUGGGUUGAGGAUGUUCCUCCUGAAGAGACAGCCACAAGUUGAUUGGAGGCUCAUUAAGCAUGCCGACUACAGCUCACCGUGACUGGGAUGAGAUGGUUGUAAAUGCUUGCACUCC